Fukomys damarensis (Damara mole-rat) is the source of this 1361-nucleotide messenger RNA. It is a transcript of the gene Egr3, whose product is annotated as early growth response 3. Gene Ontology annotation, biological process: regulation of transcription by RNA polymerase II. The coding region runs from base 57 to 1118 and encodes 353 amino acids. NCBI's taxonomy places the organism in Eukaryota, Metazoa, Chordata, Mammalia, Rodentia, Bathyergidae. Gene Ontology annotation, molecular function: DNA-binding transcription factor activity, RNA polymerase II-specific; RNA polymerase II cis-regulatory region sequence-specific DNA binding. The record is from RefSeq and is a predicted model, not a curated record. The transcript has 2 exons.
AGCGGCGGCGGUGGCAGCGGUGGCGGUGGCGGCGGCGGUGUCAGCUCGGGAGUGCUAUGACCGGCAAACUCGCCGAGAAGCUGCCGGUGACCAUGAGCAGUUUGCUAAACCAACUGCCUGACAAUCUGUACCCCGAGGAGAUCCCCAGCGCGCUCAACCUCUUCUCCGGCAGCAGCGACUCGGUAGCCCAUUACAAUCAGAUGGCUACAGAGAAUGUGAUGGACAUCGGUCUGACCAACGAGAAGCCCAACCCGGAACUCUCUUAUUCGGGCUCCUUCCAGCCAGCCCCCGGCAACAAGACCGUGACCUACUUGGGAAAGUUCGCUUUCGACUCCCCUUCCAACUGGUGCCAGGACAACAUCAUUAGCCUCAUGAGCGCUGGCAUCUUGGGGGUGCCCCCGGCCUCAGGGGCGCUCAGCACGCAGACGUCCACGGCCAGCAGCAUGGUGCAGCCGCCGCAGGGAGACGUGGAAGCCAUGUAUCCAGCUCUGCCCCCCUAUUCCAACUGCGGUGAUCUCUACUCGGAGCCCGUGUCUUUCCACGACCCCCAGGGCAACCCUGGGCUCGCCUAUUCCCCGCAGGAUUAUCAAUCGGCCAAACCGGCCUUGGACAGCAAUCUCUUCCCCAUGAUUCCUGACUACAACCUAUACCACCACCCCAACGACAUGGGCUCCAUUCCGGAGCACAAGCCUUUCCAGGGCAUGGACCCCAUCCGGGUCAACCCGCCCCCUAUUACCCCUCUGGAGACCAUCAAGGCCUUCAAAGACAAGCAGCCCCACGCGUGCCCAGCGGAGGGCUGCGACCGCCGCUUCAGCCGUUCGGACGAGCUGACCCGGCACCUGCGUAUCCACACGGGCCACAAGCCUUUCCAGUGCCGGAUCUGCAUGCGGAGCUUCAGCCGCAGCGACCACCUCACCACUCACAUCCGCACGCACACGGGCGAGAAGCCCUUUGCCUGCGAGUUCUGCGGGCGCAAGUUUGCGCGAAGCGACGAGCGCAAGCGCCACGCCAAGAUCCACCUCAAGCAAAAGGAGAAGAAGGCGGAGAAAGGGGGCGCGCCCUCUGCGUCCUCCGCGCCCUCGGUGUCCUUGGCCCCAGUGGUCACCACCUGCGCUUGAAGCUCGGGCUCCCAGGGCCCCUCUUUUUCCCUCCAGUGCCUCCCAGCUGCUCACUUAAAAGCAGCGGGAAAGCCAGCCACGGAGGCGCAGGGGCCGCGCCCUGGCCUCUCCAUGGACGUGCGGCCCCUCGCACCCUUCGAUGCCCCCAGUCCCACCCUUUCACACCCGCCAGCAGUUGGGGGGCCAAGGCUGGAGGCGUCUUCCCCUCGCCAUCCCCCCCUUAACCGAAGCGUGGGGGCGGAA